AUGUUGCUCUUUAACAAAACACUCGCCUCGAACCAGCGAGUGCUCCCAGUGGGACUGACACUAUUGCACCUAAUUGGUCUCUGGGGUAACCGUCGGGAGAGGUACCGAUUCGGGCUACUGCAAUCGUGCAUAGUGGUUGCACUGAUUGGCCCGAAAGCCAUUCUCGGCUCCGGCCAGGUUGGAUUUGAUUCGAUGGCUCGAAACUUAGCGGAGAUGAUUUUCCUGGCAGAAAAUUGCAUUUCCAUAGUAAUUUUCGUUUACAGAAGAAAAUCGUUCGAACAGUUGAUUAAGGUUUUAGAGCGGUUUUUGCAUCGGGAUUGGCCGCUACCAUUACGGCAGGAGAUUGAGUUGUUUAAUCGACGAAUGCAUAUUUUUGGCCUGUUGUACGUUGUCUAUAUAUGCUUCAUGCUAAUUAUGUACUUAAGUGCCCCGAUAGUGUCCACGAUCGUGAAAAUGUGUUUCAUGGACAAAGCGGAGAGAGGCGACUUUUUACUGGUCAUGGAAGUACAAUUUUACUGGCUAGAUAUUCGACGCAACAUUCUCCAUUAUACAAUCUAUAUGAUAUUCUGUUGUCCGGCGUCUGCAUGUUCGGCCUACCAAAGUACCAUUAAGGGAGCUGUGUUCCUUGUAAUUAUUCAAUACGGCUCUAAAUUGUUUGAUUUGGUAGCUAAACGCAUCGCUGCCAUGGAACAAUUGGUCAACCCCAACGAACGUCGAGACGAACUUCGAAAAAUAAUUGAGCUGCAUAAUUUAGCUUUGAAAUAUUUGGAGCACUUGGAAACCACUGUCAGCCUCAUUCUGAUCAACCAAACGAUGAAUUGUAUAUUGAUCUGGUGUCUGCUGAUGAUUUACAUAUCGACGAAUUUCGGACCAAAUGCGGCCAACGUGAUCCUAUUAUUUGUUGUGCUGUUCGGAGAAAUGGUUGUGUACUGCAUCAACGGAACCCUUCUUAGCGAUAAGGCAUCUAAAGUUGUCGAUGCGAUGUACGGAUAUCCGUGGUACCAGGAGUCUGUCGAGAUGCAGAAAGGUGCUAUUUUGGUAAUUCAGCGUGCUCAAAGAAAAUCCGGCAUCACUGCUGCAAAGUUUUACUUUGUUAACGUCGCAAGAUUGGGAUCGAUGAUGCAAGCGACCUACUCGUACUAUCUUAUUUUGAAGGAUAGGUUCUAG
Messenger RNA from Topomyia yanbarensis, 1167 nucleotides. RefSeq names its product odorant receptor 63a-like. Gene Ontology annotation, cellular component: plasma membrane. Bases 1 to 1167 code for a protein of 388 amino acids. Gene Ontology annotation, biological process: detection of chemical stimulus involved in sensory perception of smell; sensory perception of smell. The transcript is spliced from 4 exons. Lineage: Eukaryota; Metazoa; Arthropoda; Insecta; Diptera; Culicidae. The record is from RefSeq and is a predicted model, not a curated record. Gene Ontology annotation, molecular function: olfactory receptor activity; odorant binding.